GCCGGCCGUUGCGACAGCGCGUCUCGAUAAUAUACAACAUACACUUUACUAUAUCACGUCCGAGAUGAACUCUUUCGUAUUCAUAUGCACCACGUUCUUGAACGCCAGUAUAAACGUGUGUACACGUGUGUUCCUGCUAGUGCUGAGUGCGAGUGUGUACCAAGGGUUUGUGCUGGUUGAGGUGUUCCUGAAUAGCUACAAUUUGGUGUAUCCCCCGUAUUUUGCGAAGCCUAUAACUAAGGGACAAUAUUAUGUGUCGAGUAUUGUUGGUGGGACAGUGACGGUAGUAGCUACGAAGACCAUCAUGCUGAACGGCUUCAUGCGAUGGCUGCUCCGGUUCCUAGUGUCGCUGAUAGCCAUCGGGGUGCGGCCGCUCACGUACCUGCUAACGGUGCGGCGCACGCGCAAGUGCCCGCCGCCCGCCAACCCUGCGCUCUUCAAGUCCGCCACCACGCUCACCAACAUGAUCAGGAACAGACAGAUCACGUCAGAAGAAGUGGUAGCGGCUUACAUAGAAAGAUGUAAAGAGGCGAAUCCUUACCUCAACGCCAUAGUGGAGCCGCGAUACGAGCAGGCACUUAGAGAAGCUAGGAGCAUCGACAAGAUGAUCGCGUCUACUGAUAGGACGCCAGAGGAGCUAGGCAAGGAGUAUCCCCUGCUGGGUGUGCCUAUGACUGUCAAGGAGAGCAUCGCUGUUGAAGGAAUGAGCAACGACUGCGGCACCGUCCGUCCGAGCCGAGUGCCGGCCACCAAAGACGCAGCCAUCGUCAGCCUGGCGCGCGCCGCGGGUGCCAUCCCCAUCGCCGUCACUAACACACCACAGCUCUGCAUGAACUGGGAGACAUACAAUAACGUCACCGGGCUUACGAUGAACCCUUUUGAUCAGAAGAGGACCACAGGAGGCUCGUCGGGUGGAGAGGCAGCGUUAAUCUCGUCGGCAGCGUCCAUCGUUGGCGUCGGCUCCGACAUCGCGGGUUCUCUCCGCCUACCGCCCAUGUUCUGUGGCAUCUUUGGACACAAGCCCACUCCUAAAUUGCUGUCCAUCGAAGGUCAUAUUCCAGACUGUCUGGACUCAGAAUUUGAAGAAUAUUUUGCUCUGGGACCUUUAUGCCGGUACGCGGAAGAUCUGACGUUACUUUUAAAAGUUUUAAGACAACCUGGCGGUCCAGAUGUGCCUUUGGACAAACCCGUGGAUGUGUCCAAGCUGAAGUUUUAUUACAUGGAAGGUGACAACAGCAACGUCACAGAUAAAAUCGGAUCGGAUGUGAAGAAAGCCAUGGAAAAAGCUAAAGCACAUAUAAAGAAUACGUACAAUAUUGAAGUCAAAGAGCUCAAGAUCAAAAACAUGGAACACAUCUGGGAGAUCAGUAUUCGGGUUCUAAUGAACAUCCGUCACGUUCGCAACAUAUACACUGAUCCUGAGAAAAGAGACCAAUGGGUGUCAGUUUGGCCGGAAGUUCUUAAGAAAAUGGUCGGUCUUUCAGACCAUAACUUCACUUGUGUGGCUUACGGGCCACUGCAGAAGUUUUUCGAUUCGUUACCAAAGAGCUAUUAUGCAAAGUUGUUGAGAAUUUUUGAAGAAAUUAAGCAAGAUUUCGAGAAAGCGCUAGGAGACGACGCCGUAUUAAUAUACCCAGCGUACCCGUACCCAGCCCAUCUCCACUACCGGGUAUACUACAAAUUCCUAAACUGCGGUUACCUGACCAUUUUCAACGCCCUAGGCCUCCCAGUCACGGCCUGCCCAAUGGGUCUCACAGAGAAAGGCCUGCCAGUGGGUCUACAACUUGUGGCUAACAAGUGCCACGAUCACUUGACGAUAGCGGUCGCUAAAGAGUUUGAAAAAGCCUUUGGAGGCUGGGUGCCGCCUAAUAGAGAACCUGUCAGUGUUUAAUUUAAGUUAAUUGUAUGAUGAGAUUAAUUAUAUACGGAGAAAACUGCGUUAUAUAAAAUACACGGUGGCUAAAAAAUGACUGCAUUCCCUUUGCCAGGGAGGUUUUGAGAUUAUACUGAGCAACUUUUACUAUGGGACCAACCCCGAAAUCGCGAAAAAAAAUUUACCCUCCCGUAGAAAAUGGACCAGCCAAAAUGUAUGAAACGGCCAAAUUUUUUUUUCGGGAUUUCGGGGUUGGUCCCAUAGUAAAAAUCGCUCAGUAUCAUCCCAAAACCUCCCUGGCAACAGGAAUGCUGUUAUUUUUUAGCCACCGUGAAUAUUAUAUUAUAUUACCUAUUACCUAAGUAUCUUGUUGUCACUGUCGUACCUAAAUGAAUAGGUCGUAGGAGUUGUAUCAUUAAGUCCGUCUAAGCUAAUUUUGCACCGAAUUGAACAGAACAAGGCGAGGGAGUGUCAUUGAUGUCAUUAUAAAAGUAAUAUUUUCACAGAAAUUUGACAUUAAUGAUGACAUUGCCUCACUUUGUCAUUGGAAAUGCCACGCAGAGUUAGCUUGGUCUGACUCUAAGAAUUCUUUCUUCUGCUUGAAUUAAAAAAAAAAUUAAAAGCAACUCUCCCAUGAACGGAAUUGCCUCUUGACUUUAGAAGUACAUAUUUGUACUUACUCGGUAACCUACAGGAAUCUUUGAAUCUAUAAUGACUGAAAAGUUCUUUAUAUACGUACAUACCUAGUAUGCAAUUGAUAUUAAAAUUUAGCAUAAGCAAUUAAGCGUCGGUAUUUUAUGUCUUAAGGAUGACCCACGCUAGACCAGGGCGGGGCCGGGCCGGAGCUUUGGGCGCUUCGUUUUCUAUGGAAACACCACGUGAUCGUGAGCAGCCGUCAUGGAAAAUGACAUGUCGGACGCCUCGGCCCGGGCCCGGCUCAGUCUAGCGUGAGACAUCCUUUAAUGUAGUUGUAUAGGAUUCUACUGUGAUAAUGUCAGAACAAGUAACUAAAAUGUUUAAAUUGUGGCAUUAAAGUAUAACGAAUUUAGAGGAAUGAAUGCACAAAAUCUAAUUAAUUUUUUUACAGUACAUCUUGAUGUGUUCCAUUACGACACCCUGUGCUAUACGUAACUAGGUCAAAAUUUUAAAGGUCCAUUACCUACUGUAAAACGUGCGAAUAGGUAAUUCGCAACUCGUGUCGAAAAUUCGCCACCCCUUUGCGUACCUAUUUCCUACUUUUCGCACUUGUAUCGUAUAGAACUACUUAUUUCAUUACUGCACAUACAUUAUUUAUAUUUUUCAAAUAAAUUUUGUACCAAA
This is a messenger RNA of Cydia fagiglandana, 3193 nucleotides long. Its product is annotated as fatty-acid amide hydrolase 2-B-like. The transcript is spliced from 9 exons. Bases 65 to 1891 code for a protein of 608 amino acids. NCBI's taxonomy places the organism in Eukaryota, Metazoa, Arthropoda, Insecta, Lepidoptera, Tortricidae. Gene Ontology annotation, cellular component: endomembrane system. The record is from RefSeq and is a predicted model, not a curated record.